Molecule: messenger RNA, 3616 nt
Organism: Hippopotamus amphibius kiboko
Lineage: Eukaryota; Metazoa; Chordata; Mammalia; Artiodactyla; Hippopotamidae
Product: tripartite motif-containing protein 5-like
Exons: 7
Coding region: 977-2467 (496 amino acids)
Molecular function (GO): zinc ion binding; protein binding
Source: RefSeq, a predicted model, not a curated record
GAUAUUAAUCAUAAAACAGAAUGAAAUAAUGUCAUUUGUAGCAACAUGGAUGGACCUAGAGAUUAUCAUAUUCAGUGAAGUAAGUCAGAAAGAGAACUACAAAUAUAUGAUAUAACUUACAUGUUGAUGAUAAAAAAUGAUACAAAUGAACUUAUUUACAAAACAGAAAUAGACUAACAGUUGUAGAAAAAUUUAUGGUUACCAAAGUGGGUAGGGGGAAGAUAAGUUUGGAGUUUGGGAUUAACAUAUACAUAUUACUAUAUAUGUAUAUUACUACACAUAUUACCAUAUUACUAAAUAGGUAAACAACAAGGACUUACUGUAUAACACAGGGAACUAUACUUAAUAUCUUGUAAUAACCUCUAAUGGGAAAGAAUCUAAAAAUGAAUAUAUAUAUGUGUAUAAACAUAUAAUUGAAUCACUUUGCUGUACACUUGAAACUAAUGCAACAUUGUAAAUCAACUAUACUUCAAUUAAAAAAAAAAUAGUGAGUCAUACUGACACACCAUGAUGAGAGAAGAGUGGAUAUAAAAGCCCAAAAGCAUAAGUGGUUCGGGCUUUCUACAUUGAGGGUGUGUUUUUAGCAUGGAGGAGAAAAAGCAGGAUAGGUGGUGGGUCCCACAGGAUCUUGGUAAGAAAAGGCCACUAGUUUUUGUUUUAAUACCGUAAAGGAAAAUAACAAUCAUUGAACAGAUAAGGAUAGAUGGAAUUUGUCAUGUGACAUGAACUGGAAGUAAAGUAUUUAGAAUUAUUAUGAAAAGUCAUUUUACCAGGUCAAAGAGCUCCUUUCUUUAUUUCUCUACACUUUCUUUUUUGUCCUUCAGUAUUUUAUUCUUGACUCAUCCUUGAUUUCUACACAACUAGUGUCAUUUGCUUUCUACCUCUCUUGCUCUGCCCACUUUUCCAAUCAUACAGGGAUCUGUGAGCAAGAGAACCCUCAGAAGUCAGGACAGGUAGGAGCAGGGGAGCAGCUGCCAUGGCUUCAGAAAUCCUGGUGAACAUACAGGAGGAGGUGAUCUGCCCUAUUUGCCUGGAACUUCUGACAGAACCCCUGAGCCUUGAUUGUGGCCACACCUUCUGCCAAGCCUGCAUCACUGCAAGCAACAAGAAUUCAGUGAUUGGCCAAGACGGGGAGAGCAGCUGUCCUGUGUGCAGAACCAGUUACCACUCUGGGAACCUGCGGCCUAAUAAGCUUGUUGCCAACAUAGUACGGAGACUCAGAGACGUCAAGUUGAGCCUGAAGAUGGAGCAAAAGAGAAAUCUGUGUGUGCAGCAUGAAGAAAAACUCCUGCUCUUCUGUGAGAAGGAUGGGGAGGUCAUUUGCUGGGCGUGUGAGCGAUCUCAGAAGCACCGUGGUCAUCACACGUUGCUCGUGGAGGAGGUUUCCCAGGAGUACCAGAAGAAACUUCAGGCAGCUUUGGUGGGGCUGAGGGAGGAGCAGGAGGAAGCUGAGAAGAUGGAAGUUCAAGUCAGAGAAGAGAUUGCUAUGUGGAAGAGUCAAAUAGAACUUGAGAGACAAAAUGUCCAGGAGGAGUUUAAAAAACUGAGAGCGAUCCUGGACAGUGAGGAGCUGAAGGAACUGCAAAAGCUGAAGAGUGAGGAGGGAUUGAUUCUAAGUAACCUGACAGACUCUGAGCAUGAGCUGGUCCAGCAGAGCCAGUUGGUGAAAGAUCUCAUCUCUGACCUGGAGCAUCGUUUGCAGGGGUCAACAGUGGAUAUGCUGCAGGAUGUGAAUGACAUCAUGAAAAGGAGUGAGAACUUGACCCUGAAGAAGCCAAAAAGGUUUUCCAAGGAAGAAAGUAGAGUUUUUCGAGCUCCUGAUCUGAGAGACAUACUACGAGUGUUUAAUGAGCUGACAGACAUGCAACGCUACUGGGUUCACGUGACCCUGAAUCCUGUCAAGCUUAAAAAAGAUGUUGUUAUUUCUGCGGAUCAGAGACAAGUGAAGCACAAGUUUAUUCUGGAACAAUAUACUACAUACCGGACUGAUGAUUAUGAAGAUUAUGGUAUCCUGGGCUCCCCAGUUAUCACAUCAGGGAGGCAUUACUGGGAGGUAGACGUGUCAAGGAAACGUGCCUGGAUCCUGGGGGUAUAUAGUGAAAGACGGCCUGAAUAUACUUUGAAGUUACCAGUUGAAAUCAGUGGAAACUGUCAAAAUGUUUACUUGAGAUAUCAACCUAAAUAUGGCUACUGGGUCAUAUGGUUAAGUCAUGAUUCUGUAUAUAAUGCUUUUAAAGAUUCGUCCUCCUCAGAUCCCUUGAUUUUAACCCUCUGUCUGAGUGUUCCUCCCCGUCGUAUUGGGGUUUUCUUAGACUAUAAGGCUGGCACAGUCUUAUUUCUCAAUGUCACAAACCAUGGGUUUCCCAUUUAUAAAUUCUCUUCAUGUUCCUUUUCUCAGAAAACAUUUCCAUAUUUCAGUCCUAUGAAAUGUGAUGCCCCCAUGACUCUGUGCUCACCAAGCUCAUGAACCUUCUCACACCCACUUCUCUGCGGUGCCUCUUAUACACCUGAGUUUAUCUGCACCAUUCUUACCUUUUUUCAUGCUGCCUCUCGUUUUCUCCAUUUGAAUGUCCUUCGUUUAUCAAUAGGGUGUAAGAUUUGCCUUGUGUCCUAUUUUUCCCAAUAUCAUGUUUGCAUUAGGAGAAAAAUCCUAAUUCACCAUUUUCCAUAACCCAAAGGAAAAUGACAAAUGCCUCAUAAAGACAGAGUAGUAUCAAGGUAGCACCUCUGCCGAAUUUUUACAAUCUUAAUUCCUCUGGUGCUGACUGAGAAGAUGAAGGAAAGCUUUUCAAUAACUUGAGUAUAUUAGGAGGGUGAGUCAAAGUUUUCCGCACUGUGGCUGUAAAAAUGCUACAGGCAGAGUGCGGAUAGUUGUUGACUAAUUUUCAUACCAAUGACCUAAUAUAGGAGUUAUUCGCUAAAGAAUGAGUCCUGAGCAGUGUCCCUGUUUACCCAUGAUGUCCCUUAUUUAUUAAGGAAUUAAGGAAAAAACAUCAAAAAUGAUAUGUACUAAGUGUUGCAGUUUUGUUUCUGGAGUGUCUGAGUUCAAGUCCUCUCACUCUACAUAUUAGCAGUGUGAUGUAGGAUAACAUCCCUAAAUGCUGUUUUUAUUUUCCUAUUGUAAUCUUGAUAUAGAAACUGCACCAUACAUAAGAUCAUUGUGAGAAGAUAAAUGCUAUUAAGUCUAAAGCAUACAAGUGUCUCAAUAGUGAAUAUUUGAUCUAUUAAUUACUGAAAAAUACAACCUGUGUUAGUGUCUUAUUAAACAGGUAUGUGCUUCAGGGGCACAAGGGUUCUUUUGACUGAAGUCUCAUUUUCCAGAUCCUAGAUACUUCUGUGCAGCUGUCAAGUCUACUCCAACUCUCCCUGUCAUAGAAAAGCAUGCAUGAGUGUGUAUGUGAUCACAGCUAGAAUUUUAUUAUAAUUCAGGUGUUUUUACUACAGGGUCUUUAAAGUAAACUAAAUUCUAUGGAAUUCAGUUUCUCAUUUGUUAAAAAAAGUACAAAAUGUACCUAAUUAAUAUUGUGAGUAUUAAACAAUACAAUGUUUGAAAUAACUUCUGUAAUUCCGAGCACGAAAACGGUAUGGUUUAUUCAUUUUUUUGUUCCCUCUCACU